GUAGGCGAUUUAUCUCAACCAAUUUCAUUAAAAAACCCAAAAUUUUUCUAUAAACCCUAAUCAUUCACCAUUGGAUUUCUAGCUCAAAUUCGACUUGAUAAAUUUCGGAUUCGUCAUAAUCAUCAUCUUGCGAGGACUGAAACUGCAUUCUACCGAUGGGAAAAACCAGUGCACGUGCCGAGGGGAAGUCGAGUGCAGAUCGCAAGUUCGAUAAGAAAUUGGAGUUUUACGAGAAGGUCAGAGCAGCAGUUACCAGCAAAGCUAUCAGCAAGGAGCAAAAGCAAAAGAAACGAAGCAGGCAAAAGAAACUAAAAGCAUAUGAUCUGACUUCCCUCACAGAGUGCCUCCCUGAGUUAAAAGCUCCCUCAGCAUCAGCACCAGUUGAGUUGAAACUUAAUUGCAAGAGGAGAAAUGACUUGGUGGUUAAAGAGAGUAAUAAGUUGAAGAUGGUUAUCAACCAUCCGGUUUACCAGUCGGAUCCUUUAGCUGCCAUUUAUCAACAUUUGCAGACGACACAGCCUGCCCCUGAUAAGAAGCCUAAGAAAAAGGAUGGUAAAGCUAGAAAAAGUAAGAUGAAAAAGAAGAAGUCUAAAGAUACAGAGUCUAUGGAUAUAUAAAUGCAAGGACUUGGAUUUCUUCAUUUCUGCUAUGGAUACCUUCUCGCACCAGUUUUUCAAACAGUUGUGCGUGUAGUUUCAAGGCAUGCAAGUCGUUCCUUCUGCUCCAUAACUUGGAGAUGUGAAGGUGUAACACUGAAUCUAUCAGUAAAUGGUGGGCAUGAACUAUUGGUUUAAAUUGCAUGGUAUGUGCAUAGUUAAGGCAGCCUAUUUUUAUAGGACUUUGCUGCAGGAGUUUUUUUUUGUGUGCCUGAAUAUAAGAAAUGUAUUGGGAUUCGUGAUUUCUUUUGAUUUCAUCAUGGUACCUCAAAUUCCUUGUUCAA
This is a messenger RNA of Salvia splendens (bonfire salvia), 940 nucleotides long. RefSeq lists its product as uncharacterized. Gene Ontology annotation, cellular component: 90S preribosome; nucleolus; preribosome, small subunit precursor. Gene Ontology annotation, biological process: maturation of SSU-rRNA from tricistronic rRNA transcript (SSU-rRNA, 5.8S rRNA, LSU-rRNA). Bases 156 to 617 code for a protein of 153 amino acids. The record is from RefSeq and is a predicted model, not a curated record. NCBI's taxonomy places the organism in Eukaryota, Viridiplantae, Streptophyta, Magnoliopsida, Lamiales, Lamiaceae. The transcript is spliced from 5 exons.